Hordeum vulgare subsp. vulgare (domesticated barley) is the source of this 1578-nucleotide messenger RNA. Its product is annotated as probable carboxylesterase 15. The transcript has a single exon. NCBI's taxonomy places the organism in Eukaryota, Viridiplantae, Streptophyta, Magnoliopsida, Poales, Poaceae. The record is from RefSeq and is a predicted model, not a curated record. The coding region runs from base 190 to 1251 and encodes 353 amino acids. Gene Ontology annotation, molecular function: hydrolase activity.
CUGUUCGAGUCCGAGAUGACAUGGCUAUAUAAGAGGGCUUAAGGGGGUUGCUAAUCUCAUCAACAUGAGAAGCUUUCCUUUCCCUCUUACUAACCCUUUCGACUACAUAGCUAGCAGCAUUUUCUGUUAUUUCUAAUCGCAACUUUUUUUUGUACCACGCGCAAGUGUGCACGGAUCGGACAUCAGAACAUGCCAACCAUGCCGGUCGCCGUGGCUGCCUCCGGCGACACAAACGUCGUGGAGGACCUCUACGGCAUCCUCCGUGUACUCAGCGACGGCACCGUUGUCCGGUCACCGGACCAGCCAGAGUUCUGCCCGAUCACCUUCCCCUGCGACCACCCUUCCGUGCAGUGGAAGGAGGCCGUCUACGAUAAGGGCAAGAACCUCCGCGUCCGCAUGUACAAGCCGUCGGGCGGCGGUGAGCAGGCCGGCCGGAAGCUGCCGGUGCUCGUCCACUACCAUGGCGGGGGCUUCUGCCUCGGCUCGUGUACGUGGGGGAACAUCCACAGCUUCUGUCUCCGCCUCGCCGCGGAGGCCGGCGCCGUCGUGCUCUCCGCCGGCUACCGCCUCGCUCCGGAGCACCGCCUCCCCGCGGCCCUCGACGAUGCGGCCGGCUUCCUAGAGUGGCUCCGCGAACGAUCCGUGAGCGCCGAGGGCGAGGACAGGUGGCUCACGGAGGCGGCCGACUUCGGCCGCGUGUUCGUCACCGGCGACUCGGCGGGCGGGACCUUAGCGCACCACCUCGCCGUGCGCGCCGGGACGUCGGCCGCGCCCAAACACGGCGAUGGCGUCGACUCUCUCACGAUCAAAGGCUACAUCCUGCUAAUGCCGUUCUUCGGCGGCGUGGACCGGACACGGUCGGAGGCGGUGGAGUUCCCGUUGGCGGAGACGCCGUUCCUCAACCUGGCCGUGCUGGACCGAUUCUGGCGGCUCUCGCUGCCGGAGGGCGCCAGCAGAGACCACCCGAUCGCGAACCCGUUCGGGGCGGACAGCCCUGCCCUGGGCUCGGUGGAGUUCCCGCCGGUCCUCGUCGUUUCCAGCGGCACCGACUUGCUGCACGACCGGACCGUCGACUACGCGGAGCGGCUGGCGAGGAUGGGGAAGCCGCUGGAGGUCGUGGAUUUCCCCGACGACCCACACGGGUUCUUCACGCAGGAGCCGUGGUCCGAGACCACCGGCGAGCUGAUCCGGCUCGUCAGCGUGUUCGUCGCCGACAGCUGCGUCGCCGUCGCGGCGCCGAAGACCGCUUGAUUCAGUACGUACAUACAGGUGCAGAGGCGCUUGUUUUGGUGUACGAAGUACGAGACAGUCGACAGUUGAGGCGACACGACCAGAAAGUGCAUCAAGAUCGGCUCAUCUGCACUCGUUGAUGAUACCAGUCGUUGUUGCUGUGAGAAUCGAUUGCAAUAUAUUUUAAAGAUGUUUAUGUGUGAAAUAUAAAUGUUUAGAUUAAUAAGGCGUGAAGCCGUGAAUCAAAACUAAAGUAUUACAUUUGAUUGUAUGUAGUUGUAAAAUAUUUAUUAAAUGCAAGUAGAAUAACAAAGUGUAAAAUAUUUUUCCAAGCAUGGUUGCAUAUAG